AUGUUCUCAUCUUUUGCUUGUAUAGCGGUUCUUCAAAAUGAUAUUGAUUUGCUAAAUCCUCCUGCUGAACUUGAGAAGAGGAAACACAAACUCAAGCGUCUUGUUCAGUCACCGAACUCUUUCUUCAUGGAUGUUAAGUGUCAGGGUUGCUUUAACAUAACGACUGUGUUUAGCCACUCUCAGACUGUUGUUGUGUGCGGAAACUGCCAGACUGUCUUGUGCCAACCAACUGGUGGACGGGCUAGGCUAACUGAGGGGUGCUCCUUUAGGAAGAAGGGAGAUUGA
Messenger RNA from Sphenostylis stenocarpa, 285 nucleotides. Lineage: Eukaryota; Viridiplantae; Streptophyta; Magnoliopsida; Fabales; Fabaceae. The record is from the annotation of a GenBank genome assembly.